Messenger RNA from Vitrella brassicaformis, 1570 nucleotides. The record is from the annotation of a GenBank genome assembly. Lineage: Eukaryota; Vitrellaceae.
UUGUUGUGCAAGCAGAUGCUUGACGCUGUCGCGCUUCGGGCAGUUGCGGCAGAGGUGCUCGGUGCUGUCACAGAUCCAGCACUUGAGGCGCUUGCCAUUCUUGCCCUUGCCGGCCUUGCCGCCAUUGCCCGGUGCGUCUUUCGACGCCUUCGUCUGCUUGCUCUUGAGGCUCACGCCGGUCUGCACCGUUGGCUGCGCCUUCGGCUGCCCGGUCGUGGCCUUCUUGCCCUUGUUCUUCUUCUUGGGGAUCGGGACGAACGACACCUUCUGUGCCGCCGCCACCGCCCCGCCCGCCUCAGCCGCCGCACUGCUGGACCCGCUCUUGGAGCCCUGCUGCUGUGCAGCCGACCCUGUGAAGUCGGCCCACUGGCGGCACACCUUGAGGAGCGUCAAGCAGUUGGUCUUGGCGGUUGGAUCGAUGACCAUCGCCUCUCGCACCCGACCAAACGACGCCGGCAGCUUGGGGAUGAAGAACUCGACCAUCUCUCGGUCGGCGAUCGGGUCCACUCCUUGCAGUUGACGCAGCUCGUUCGCGCGCUGCACCACAUGCAUGAAGCUCGUCACCGCCUCCUCGAAGGUCCCCUUUGGGUCGGGCUGCCAGUUCACCACCCAGGCGAAGGCAUCCCCCCAGGCGCCAGCAUGCGUUGGCUGGAACGCCUCCAUCAGCGCGUCCCAGGCCGCAGCACCGUUGCCCGCUGGCACUUGCUGGACGACAGCCAGUGCCCGCGGAUUUGUCGGCUGCUUCCCAUCGUUGAUGCCCAUCAGUGCAUCGACCAACUCCGCGUGCAGAUGAGCAUUGUCUGCAUCAUACUGCCGCGUGCCGUGGGUGGCUCGCCCGGCCUCACGCUGGCCCUUGUCGAGCAGGUAGCCGAUCUUGGCCUGCAGGCACUUGCUCUGCACCUCAAACGCGAACGUGGGGAAGCCAUUCUGGUCGCCACUGAAGGUAUGAAGCUUGAGCUUCUUACGCUCCAGCAACGCCUCCGAUGCUUUCUUCGACACCACGCAUGCGCCAGUCAGCUUGCCAGCCGUAUGAGCCUGCUGCAGUUCAGCGAGACUGGUGAAGUGCGGGAGGUCGUCCACAUUGAUGUAGGCACCGAUGUGUGACGACAGGGCAGCAGCACGACGUGCAGCACGCUCCUCCUCCGACACCAUCACGGCAUCGCCGUCUCCAGCGUUGUUGCCGUCACCUUGGCCAUGCUGGCCAGCCUCACCGCCAGGCACACCGCCAGGCACACCGCCAUUCGGUGCUGCUGCAGCCUCACCGCCACUCGGUGCUGCUCCAGCGUUCCCGUCGCCGUUCGGCGGGACCUGUGGAGGUGCCUCACCGCCUCCGACACCCUCACCACCUCCGCCCAUCACGACAUCCUCAGGAUUCGUGUCACAGCGGGCGGAGCGCCAGUGUCCAUGGCUCAGAUCGAUCUCACUCAGAUCAACCGCUUGUGUCCUUCUCCCCGCAGGAGUAGCCAAGUGGGCUCAUAACCAGUUGCGUAACACAGUGGUCAAGCGAGUUAUCGGCUAACGCACACCAAGCACAAAGAGCCUUCACGGAACACGCAAGAGUCUUUUGUCC